CCCAAUGUUAGAAGGAGGGUAAGUAAAGCAGCGCCAGCAACAACUUGGUUAAAACACUUUCCUUUCUCCUUCAGCAAGCAACACUUCAUCGUUCUGAUUCCACUCUAAUAAUUCAAAAACAAAAGGGAUUAGGGUUCCAUUCACUACCACGUUAGGGUCUAUUCCAUUCAGAAAAACCAGAAGAAAUCAAACAUGGCUCGUAAUGAAGAAAAAGCUCAAUCGAUGCUCAACCGAUUCAUCACCAUGAAAGCAGAAGAGAAAAAGAAACCAAAAGAACGCCGUCCUUUUCUCGCCUCCGAGUGCCGCGACCUUAACGAAGCAGAUAAAUGGCGUCAACAGAUUAUGCGCGAGAUCGGCCGCAAAGUCGCCGAGAUCCAAAACGAAGGUCUCGGCGAACACCGUCUCCGUGACCUUAACGACGAAAUCAACAAACUCAUUCGCGAAAAGGUUCAUUGGGAGCGGCGAAUUGUCGAACUCGGCGGUCCGAAUUACGCUCGACAUUCGGCUAAAAUGACUGACCUCGAUGGAAAUAUUGUGGAUGUUCCAAACCCUAGCGGCCGUGGUCCAGGAUAUCGGUAUUUCGGUGCGGCGAAGAAACUCCCCGGUGUGCGCGAGUUGUUUGAGAAACCACCGGAGCUACGGAAGCGGAGGACUCGAUAUGAUAUCUAUAAGCGGAUCAAUGUGGCUUAUUAUGGUUACCGUGAUGAUGAGGAUGGUAUUCUUGAACGCCUUGAGGAACCUGCUGAGGAAGCUAUGCGAGAUGAAGCGGAUGAGGAGUGGCGACGGCUUGAUAUGAUAAAGAAGGAGGCUAGGAAGGCUGUUCGGAGUGGGGAGGUUGCUGAGGUUUCAACUGCUGCUAGGGAGAUACUUCAUGAGGAGGAGGAAGAUGUGGUGGAGGAGGAGAGGAUGAAGGAGAGGGAGAUGAGGAGGUUGGGUGAGAAAGAGAGGGAAUUCAUUGUUCAUGUGCCGUUGCCGGAUGAGAAGGAGAUUGAGAAGAUGGUGUUGCAGAAGAAGAAGACGGAUUUGUUGAAUAAGUAUGUUAGUGAUGUUCUCAUGGAGGAGCAGACUGAAGCUAAGGACUUGCUUAACAUUCAUCGUUAGCUAUACGUUAUAUAUUCUUGUUUUCUAAAUUUAUCUUCAUGGCCUACAACAAUAUUAAUGAGCCAUUGCUAUUGAGAUCAUAGCAUUACUGCAGCUCAAAAGGCUAAAGGACGGCUAAACCAAAUAAAGCUCCUCCGUUCUUGACAUGCUCAUCUGGUGACAAACGGCAAUGAAUCAAUUCUCCUUUCUGAGUCCAUGUUUGGGAAUCUACAUUCAAGCUUUAGAAAAGUUGCUAUAUAUUGUCUAUUUAGGCGUAGAAACAUCAUUCUUCUGCGUUGUCAGGAACCAGAUUAAGGUAAUGAAAACUGAUAGAUUCCUUUAUGCCCUAUACUUUACAAUUGUGACAAGGGGAUAGAUUCCUCAACGGUGACAUUGUUCCCAAUAGCGACCUUACAAAACUACUCGCUCGCACUUUUGUUUUCUCUAGAAUGGCGAAGAUGGGACUAAUCCUAAGCAAAGCAGCAGAUUACUUGGUUGAGAAAUGUGAAGUUUUGUUAAUUAAAGCCAUGCACAUGCGCACCAAAAAGUUUGUCAGAGCGAAAUUUUAAAGGAUCCUGAGACCAAUAAAACAAGAUACAAAUUUAUUGGGUCUUUUACCUUUUGCUUCUCGUUUUUACGGGGACAAUCUUCUUGGUCACUGUAGAGAAACUGGAUGUUAUUGAUGCUUUGUGCUAUGUUUGUUCAACAAUUACCACUCUUGGUUAUGCAGAUAAAAGUUUCUCCACUCAAGCUAAAAGAAUAUUUCCAGUGUUUUGGAUAUUAACAGGUACUAUUUGCUUACUUAGUUUUUCCUCUACAUGGCUUAACUAAACACUGAGAAUAGACAAAAGGCACUUGUUAAUUGGGUUCUUACAAGGAAAAUGACCGAUUUUGAUUUGUAAGGUGCUGAUCUUAAUGAGGAUGACGCUGUUGGGUUGGUUGAUCUUUC
This is a messenger RNA of Vicia villosa (hairy vetch), 2029 nucleotides long. RefSeq lists its product as uncharacterized. The transcript has 2 exons. The record is from RefSeq and is a predicted model, not a curated record. Gene Ontology annotation, biological process: mRNA 3'-splice site recognition; generation of catalytic spliceosome for second transesterification step. Bases 193 to 1101 code for a protein of 302 amino acids. Lineage: Eukaryota; Viridiplantae; Streptophyta; Magnoliopsida; Fabales; Fabaceae. Gene Ontology annotation, cellular component: catalytic step 2 spliceosome; Prp19 complex; post-mRNA release spliceosomal complex.